Molecule: messenger RNA, 3012 nt
Organism: Equus caballus (horse)
Lineage: Eukaryota; Metazoa; Chordata; Mammalia; Perissodactyla; Equidae
Product: peptidyl-prolyl cis-trans isomerase E
Biological process (GO): protein folding; protein peptidyl-prolyl isomerization
Cellular component (GO): intracellular membrane-bounded organelle
Molecular function (GO): peptidyl-prolyl cis-trans isomerase activity; RNA binding
Source: RefSeq, a predicted model, not a curated record
GCCCUUUCCCCUCUGACCCUGGACCCAGAGAGGUGGUGAGAUCUGUUAUUGUGACCUCAGACCCCAACGCAAACUCGCACGCCCAGUCGUUCCGCAAACGCCGCAGCUCUGGCCCCUUAGAUGAAGAAGAAGCUGGGGAAUUAAGGAAACAGCUUCACUGUGCGGGUGGGCUGGCAGAGGAGGUGGAUGACAAAGUUCUUCAUGCUGCUUUUAUUCCUUUUGGAGACAUCACAGAUAUUCAGAUUCCUCUGGAUUAUGAAACAGAAAAGCACCGAGGAUUUGCUUUUGUUGAAUUCGAGUUGGCAGAGGAUGCUGCAGCAGCCAUCGACAACAUGUCUUUUCAGAAUGAAUCUGAACUCUUUGGGCGGACAAUUCGUGUCAAUUUGGCCAAACCAAUGAGAAUUAAGGAAGGCUCUUCCAGACCAGUUUGGUCAGAUGAUGACUGGUUGAGGAAGUUUUCUGGGAAGACUCUUGAAGAGAAUAAAGAGGAAGAAGGGUCAGAGCCUCCCAAAGUGGAAACCCAGGAGGGAGAGCCUGCUGCAAAAAAGGCCCGGUCAAACCCUCAGGUGUACAUGGACAUCAAGAUUGGGAACAAGCCAGCCGGCCGCAUCCAGAUGCUCCUGCGUUCAGACGUCGUUCCCAUGACAGCAGAGAACUUCCGGUGCCUGUGCACCCACGAGAAGGGCUUUGGCUUCAAGGGCAGCAGCUUCCACCGCAUCAUCCCCCAGUUCAUGUGCCAGGGCGGCGACUUCACGAACCACAACGGCACCGGUGGCAAGUCCAUCUACGGGAAGAAGUUUGAUGACGAAAACUUCAUCCUCAAACACACGGGGCCAGGCCUGCUCUCCAUGGCCAACUCCGGCCCAAACACCAACGGCUCCCAGUUCUUCCUGACGUGUGACAAGACGGAUUGGCUGGAUGGCAAGCAUGUGGUGUUUGGGGAGGUCACGGAAGGCCUGGACGUCUUGCGGCAGAUUGAGGCCCAGGGCAGCAAGGACGGGAAGCCCAAGCAGAAGGUGAUCAUCGCCGACUGUGGGGAGUACGUGUGAUGGGCGCUGUCUCUGUGCUGCCCCUGCGUAUCCAGGAGCGUCAGCCCCAGGGAGCCAGCACCUGAGGGUGUCCCGUUUGCAGCAAGCAGGGCUUUGUGCCAGGGCCCUUCCUCGGGCCAGCGUGGGCAGCUCCUCUGCGGGCACGGCCUGGGCUCACUCUGGGCUCUUGCCCAAGUGUAGCCGUGGGCCUGGAGCUGGCACAGGCACUGCCCUCCCCACUGUGGACGGCCGUGCAUGGCCUUUCUGUGGCCUCUGUGCCAGGGCAUCUCCUGGGCCCUCGAGUGUGGCUCCUGGACACUCCUUCUGGUGAAAUAAAUCCUAGUUCUUGUUCUUCUACCUGCAGCCAGCUCCCAGGUGUUUUCAGAGGUUACAGUUGUGACUGGGCUGUGCUGCCGUGACAGACCCGAGCACCUCCCCAGGCUGGCCCUGAGGGCAGGGCAGCAGAGGUCAGCGCUGGUGCAGAAAUGCCUCUCUUUGCUCUCUCCCGCUACUGGGCAGGCGAGUUGGGUUAGCCAGGCUCCAUCCCUGCCCUCAGGCCUGUUGGUCUUGAGCAGAAGGUACUGGACUCAGUCUCAGGGCCCAUUCCCUCAUUGCUCAUUCAUUGAGUGAGUGUACGACCGCAGAGCCCUUCUUUUCCCAGGCACCGUGCUUGGUGCUGGGGAGACAAGAAAUAAGCCAGAGGUGGUUCCUACCUCCCCUCCCUGCCCCGGUCUCACCUGGAAAUCGAACUCUGGUGCCACAGUUUGUAGCUUGUGCUAGGCUGGCCUCUUGCCCUGCACCAGUGUCUGGCUAGGCAGGCCACCUCAUGGCAUCUCCCAUGGGCUGAGGCUGAGCCCCAUCCAUCACCAGAGACCUCCUCCAGCGCUGCUCUGUCUGGAUCAAGUGUCAACAUUCAGAAACUGCUGGGCUGGGCUGGGCUGGUUCUGGGUUGAGAUUGAUUGCCAGAUUGAUCCUGGCAGGGAGGGGAGAAGCCUGCUGGCCUGUGGCCCCAGUGACCCAGGCCAGCUCCUGUCAAGGGAUGGAUGCUAGCCCUUCUCUGGCAGCCUGUCUCUCUGUCUUCAGGUGGGGCUUCUCCCCUUUCCAUUGGCUGGGGUCUGCUCCUGGAACCCACUGCCUGCAGUAUUCCCAGGAGGGACCUCGAUCCUAACCUAGGUGUCCUUCUCAUUGGUGGUCAGUCCUGGCUGUCAGGAUGAGCAGGAGUGAGGCCAGGAGUAUGCCAGCCACUUAGGGCUGGUGUGACAUGCAGGAGGGAAGAGGAUGUGUGUGAGGUAUUCAGCAUGGCUGGCUCUGGAGAUGAUGUGGAAAGGAGGAGCAGGCUGGCCCGAGGCCCCAGGAGGGAUGACUGGUCACACAGCCCUGUGAAACGGGGUGAGGUUGUGGGGGACCUUGUCACUUACUGUGCUUCCCUGGUUGCACUGAGAAGGUGGGACCAGUCGACUGGCCAGGAGGCCAGUGGGCGAGAACCAUCAGACAGUGAUUGCUUGCCCUGUACUGUGCAGGGGCUUCCCCAGAAGUUACCCCACUGGGUCCACCCAUGACCCUUGUACGGGUGGUGACCUGAGCCACAGAGGUGAGGUGCCUGGUCCAGGGAUUCCAGACUAAUGGCCAGCCCAGUGACCACACAGGUGUUAUGUCUUUGACCUGAGUACCUGGCUGCCUGGCUUCCUGCUGCUGGGGGGCGGGGGGGACGGUGGCUCGAGGUGGUGGGUCAUGGGGGCCCCACACCUGCCCUCCGGGGAAGGAAUGGUGAGACCUGGUUUGUAAGUGACAAAUCUAAGGCAGAAGUCAAGGGAUGAAAUGCUACUACAAAUUAUGUUUUCAAAGAAUAUUUAAUAACAAAUUUUAAAAAUAGAUCAUAGAUUGAAUAAAUCAGAUCACCAAGCAGUGCACAGAGUGUGACCCUAACUUUGUAAAAUAUUCAUAUUUAUAUAUAAAGACAAAUAUAUAUGUGCCAAGGAAAAAA